UCCACCCGGUUGUUCAACCUACCACUAAAUUUUAGUGGGAAAUGUAAUUUUCUUAUCUUGCCUCUGAUUUAUUUUCCUUUGUUUACGUUUCACUAUCGUGAAUAGAUCGUUUUUCUACAAACUGCAAUAUUGUUUUGCCGCUUCACAAAUUAAUAUCGAUUUAUACACAUUUGUAAAAAACUGUCCGAGAAAGAGAGACUUUAGUUCCAGAUCAAUGAUUCGCAGCCGUGAUCGAUGAACCAUACGACACUUAAAGAAGAGAAGAAAGAAAUAAGACAACGCUCUUCUGUCGUGCAUUGCACGGUGAAAGUAUUUGAUUUGGACCCGUAGGGGGAAUUCACCUGAACAGCUAACGGCGAUAAAUACAUGACUCGGCAUGGGGCGAACUUGGAUUUAUCGUCAGUUCACGGCCGUUCGUCCACUCGCCUUUUACGGGAUCAUGAGCGCGGUCCUGCUCCUCGUGUUUCUAGCAAACGCUAUCCUGAAAGGAUACAGAGCAGAAGAAAUUUGGAAGCAGGAUUUGUUCGAGAAUAUGCGGAUUGGUGCCUCCACCGAGGGCUAUGAUCGCGUGGGGUUGCGAUGUGGCGCCGACAAGAUGACCGUGGAGCUUCAAACUACCGAGGACUUUUCAGGAGUGAUCUACACACAGGGUAGUUUCCACUCGCGAGAACCGUCCUGCUUCCUUGACCCGGUUCGCGGUAGAAGUUUCACUAUGAACAUCCCUUUAAAUAAGUGCGACACAGAAAGGAACGGCGAAAAGUACAGUAACGUCGUGGUGGUGCAACAUGAUGACGACCUGGUGACACCGGGUGACGCUGCUUUUACAUUGGAAUGCGACUUCUCGAAGCCGAGGGAUCGCACGGUGACGGCAGAUCUUAAUGGGAGCAAGAGAAGAUCAACAAGAUCCAGUAUAGCUCUCAUAGACGCCGAUCCAGGGAGCGACAGGAGUAAAAGGGCCGCGUACGUGGAGAGCUACAGCGACCGAGUGGUUUUCGAGCCGGACGCCGCAUCCCGUAAGGCAAACGAUGAAUUGUGAGACCCCAAUGUGUGCUAGCUUAAUAAAGAGAUACGAUCAGCAAAGACGAUUAGCACAGUUCCUCCUAAACCGCCAUUUGUAGUACUUUUCUCCGUCGGCGUGUGAUCGUCGCUCGCGAAUUCUCCGGCCGGCACGAUCGGUGUCCCAACAAAACGCGAACACGCGACGACACUCACGCGCGUCGACAAUGUCGCCUGUCAAAAACACGUGUGUUUGAAUUUUUCAUUUUCAGGAUAAAGCGCAGUGCUGAGCCAAAUCCUGCCGUCGUGAGAUCCCGGUGAGACUGCGAUACACUCCGCACGCUAGAGAGAUCGUCACCGUUCGCCACUGUCUUACCUGUUUGUUGUUGCUGUUCAUAAUAAAUUUUAUAAUUCGUUGAA
Messenger RNA from Harpegnathos saltator (Jerdon's jumping ant), 1416 nucleotides. RefSeq lists its product as uncharacterized. The transcript has 4 exons. Bases 377 to 1036 code for a protein of 219 amino acids. NCBI's taxonomy places the organism in Eukaryota, Metazoa, Arthropoda, Insecta, Hymenoptera, Formicidae. The record is from RefSeq and is a predicted model, not a curated record.